UUGCUGUAUUGUAUUUUAAAAUUGAAAAAAUAAACCAAAAAACAAAAACCGAGACCUCAGCCGGUACCGAUUCUACUGUAUGUUCGCAAUUCAUAAUUUGUAUUCAUGUCUUUUUAUUAAUUUUUAAAGUAUAUAUAUUAUAUACCGGUAGAACUACUCUUAUCACACAGUAUCAUGACCCCGUUACAGCACACUGUAAACAACAAGCGAUCUUCUGCGACAGGCUGCUGCACGCUGCUGCUUUUAAUUGUCCUGAACGCUGUGUAUUGUUACAAACCCAUAAUCAUUGUGCACGGGUUAUUCGACAGUUCCAGCGACUUUAAAACCCUCCUUGGCUACAUCAACGAGACUCACCCCGGCACCAAUGUCACGGUCAUCGACCUCUUCGAUCACAGCGAGAGCCUGCAGCCCAUGUGGAAACAGGUGGAGGGCUUCAAGGACGCCAUCUAUCCCAUCAUGCAAAACGCAGCCAAAGGGGUGCAUCUCAUCUGCUACUCUCAGGGCGGGCUGGUGUGUCGCGGGAUUCUCUCCACUCUUCCGGAUCACAAUGUGGACACCUUCAUCUCCCUGUCCUCUCCGCAGGCUGGUCAGUACGGAGACACUGAUUAUCUGAAGUGGGUGUUCCCCACCCUGGUCAAGACCAAUCUCUUUCACUUCUGUUACACUCACGUGGGGCAGGGCUUGUCCAUCUGCAACUACUGGAACGAUCCUCACCACCAGGACAUGUACUUGAAUAGCAGCGAUUUCCUGGCUGUUUUAAACAAUGAACGAGAGAACCCCGAUGCUACAGUCUGGAAGAACAAUUUCUUGCGAAUCAAGAAGCUUGUUUUAAUCGGAGGGCCAGACGAUGGUGUCAUCACACCUUGGCAGUCCAGCCACUUUGCGUUCUACAAUGAGAACGAGACGGUUGUGGAGAUGAGAGACCAGAUGGUUUACCUGAAGGACACUUUUGGUCUGAAGACCCUGGAUGCCAGAGGAGACCUGGUCACCUAUGAGAUGAGUGGCGUGCAGCACACCAAGUGGCACUCCAACCAGACCGUCUACACAGAGUGCAUCGCCAGGUGGCUCACAUAAACAACACCACAGCAACCGGCUGCAGAUCACACCGCCUCCUGCGUCUUUACUCUCCCCUUUGCGUGUUUGCAAUCCUUUUUAGUGGUUCCUUUUGCAGUUUCUCAAAUACUGUGUUUAUUAAGUCUGUGUCGAGGUGGCUUGGAGCUCAGCUGCUCUUCAAUUCCAGUUGCCUGCUAUUGUAAUGUAAUCCAGAUCCACAGAAGUGUCCUUUUUAUAUGAGUAUGCGCCCGAGUGCACAGCUGUGGAUUGCCAGAAUUAGAACAGGAUAUCCAAACUAUUAAUACUCAAUAGUGCUAAGUUUUAGAAUAUACUAAAAAAACAAAAAAAAACAUUCUGAAGACUUCUAGUUAUAAUGUUUGUUAUUGAUCUAGCCCAUGUUGCAUGAAUCAACUAGCACUGAAGGGCAGCUCCUGAGCUCCUUUGGUCUUUGAGUAACUGCACUGUUGCAAUGAGAAGCACUCAAAGAUUGCAAACAUCCGAAAAUGAAACGGGGACGGUUCAAAUGAAGGACAUUUAAAAAGGGAAACUGUAAUUUGAACUUACAUUUUUAAAUUAUAAUAGUGUUUUUGAUACCACAGGAGCCAAACAGUAAGAAAUCAUGAAUCUCAAGUUGUUUUUUUGGGGGGUUUCAUUAUUAUUAUUAUUUUUUUAGAUUGUUAGAGAUCUGUCAUUUCUGUGUUCAGUUUUUAACCGUCAGGUUUCGUAACAAGGGACAGUGAUGUAAAGAGGUGUGAUAUUAUGCAGUGCUAGAUGUUACGCUGCGUGACACAAAUACUGAGUUUAGUGAAUGAAGUGGUGUAUAGCACAUGUACCAUGUUCUGUCAGCAUGGCCUUGUGAAUUAUCGAAUCAUGACAUUCGGCUAGUGCCUUCAUCAGUGUAAUGCAAUUUGUGAAGAAACUUGGUUAGGACAUUCUUUAACCCUAGGUAUUGUGCUAAAGAAUGUCAGAACUGUGUGUGUUGGAGGAGGGUGUGUGUGUGUGUGUGUGGGGAGGGGGGGGCUAGGUUAUCUAAUUUAGAUUUUUAUAUUCAUCUAGAUGAAACUUGGUUUGGGCAUUCUGUAACCCAAGUUACUGACUAUCACAAUUUAAGUCAAGUGUAUGUCAGUUUGUCUUGCUUACAUUUUUCUAUAUAUCUAGAGAAUCAUUCAUCCAAUUGUGGUGAAAGUUGCUGAUAAUGGCAAUAGUUGAAACAUUUUGUGUUUUUAUAAAAUGUUUUAUUAAAAAAAAAAGUAGUUCUAUUGAGGGAAUAGCUGUACAUGCUGUAUAUUAUAGAGGAUGAACACCACCCCACCCCAUCCCCCCCAUCGCCCCAUCGCCCCAUCACCCCAUCACCACCGCCGCAGGCAGUAUUGGUUUAUCCCUAAAUAUAAGACUCCCAUAGCUAAAGACAGACAGAAGUAUAUGUCAAAAUUAGAAACGAUUAUGAAAAAAAGCAGCUGCUGAACCCAUGUUGGGGAGAAGUGUGCUUUUGUUUACUAUUUUAAACUGAACAAAUAGUGAAUUGUAACAUUCAUUUUUAGAAGGAACUUGUAAAGCAGUUUGUGAUGUUAAUGGACAUGUUGAGUGGUUAUGAGGCUUUCCGGCGCUAAUGAAAACAUCAAGCAAAUAUUAUUUAUGUACAUUUUAAUUGCAUCCUAAUAUAAUUGCAAGCACUGUAUCAAAUUAUAUUGGACGAGAAGAAACCACUCUUGGUUGAAUCGUAUAUAUUUCUAUUUAUUUUGUUGUGCAAUGUGUUGCUGUUGCAUGCUGGUACAAAAUCCCUUCCUGUGCUGUCUGUCAGUUUCACGUACAUGUUUGGAGAAUGUGUCACACAGCACAGGAAGGGAUGUAGGUAACGGGUGCAAAGCCUUCAUCAAAGAAGGGGUGGGAUAGUUUUGCUCAGAUUUUAGUAAGGGAUUUGUAGGACAUUCUAACCUUAUGUCUAUGAUUAUGCGUUUUGUUUACCUUUGUGAGAUUCUGGCAAUAAACAACCCACCAAUGUGGAUUACAUUUUGUACACGUGAACAUUUUAAGGUGCAUUUUAAAAUAAAAUGUAUUAAAAACAAAACAAAACAAAUCUGUCAACGGAAUGUAUUUCUUUUAAUUUUAUUAAAUGUUUUUGUGAUGCUAAA
Messenger RNA from Acipenser ruthenus (sterlet), 3185 nucleotides. RefSeq names its product lysosomal thioesterase PPT2-A. Gene Ontology annotation, cellular component: lysosome. The record is from RefSeq and is a predicted model, not a curated record. NCBI's taxonomy places the organism in Eukaryota, Metazoa, Chordata, Actinopteri, Acipenseriformes, Acipenseridae. The transcript is spliced from 8 exons. Gene Ontology annotation, molecular function: thiolester hydrolase activity. The coding region runs from base 175 to 1074 and encodes 299 amino acids.